This is a messenger RNA of Mustela lutreola (European mink), 381 nucleotides long. RefSeq lists its product as uncharacterized. The record is from RefSeq and is a predicted model, not a curated record. The transcript has a single exon. Bases 1 to 381 code for a protein of 126 amino acids. NCBI's taxonomy places the organism in Eukaryota, Metazoa, Chordata, Mammalia, Carnivora, Mustelidae.
AUGUGUUGUUUUCAGAGCCCUGAGAAAUCCCCCGGAGUCGCAAGCAGCGGCGGGGAAAUCCUGAGCCUCUCUCAGUCUCAGCGCAGCGGAUCCCGAGAAAGGGAAGCGGCCCUCCCCGCCCCGGCCGCCCGCCGCGGCGCAGCCCCGCGCCCAACCCCGCCCCCGCCCCCUGCAGCUUUCGGUGCCUUCAGGACCGCGACCCCCUCUUCGCGAAACAGGCGUGUGUUUGCCCGAAGUCCGGCGGCCGGGCGGGUAAGGGAAGGCAUGCAGGGGGCUGGGUCGGUUCAGCUCCGAGAGCCUGCGUCGGGGGCGGAGGACCGCCGGCUGCAAGCACACCGCCGCGCGCCCAGGGGGCGCUGUGAGCCAGCUGGAGGCACGUGA